CUCCCCUCUCUCUCUCCCACCUCUGACCCCUCCUCCACUUCUGCCGCCUGGUAACAAAACCGCUGGUUCCCGACACACGCACGGCGGCGCUGGCUGGCUGAAUGGCUUCCCUACAGAGAGGCCUGCGGCCCUGAAGGAGCCCGGGGCGCUGGCCACGGGGACCUCGGGGCCGCUGCUGGGUAGGAGACCCUCCCGCGUGCAGGGGGCGGAGGCGGGCGCGCCGGGAGGUUCCCAGCUCCCGCCAGCACAGCCCGGGAGGGGCAGCCGCUGUGCCGCCGCCGCAGGCCCCGCUCCCACCCGCCGCCCAUCCCCCGGCUCCCGCGGCCCCGCGGCGCCCCCUUCCGCGGACUCCACGGGACCCUUCCUGGCCGGCGCUGUGCGCUGGAGAAGGUUUCGCGGUGCACGCAUGGCGGCAGGGGCGGCCGAGCGGAAGGCGGCGCCGGUGCUGGAGGCGCUUCCGCAGCAAGAGCAGAUCUCUCAUACAAAGCUUUCUGCAGAAGAUGCAUGGAACCUGCAGCAGGAGAGGAUGUACAAGAUGCACCGCGGCCACAAAUCCAUGCACGUGGAAAUGAUCUUGAUCUUCCUCUGCGUUCUGGUCAUUGCCCAGAUAGUGCUGGUUCAGUGGAGACAGAGGCACGGCCGAUCCUACAAUCUGGUGACCUUGUUGCAGAUGUGGGUUGUCCCCUUAUAUUUCACUAUAAAACUAUACUGGUGGCGGUUCCUGUCUAUGUGGGGGAUGUUCUCCGUUAUUACCAGUUACAUCCUCUUCAGAGACCGAAAACCCCUCUUUGGGAGGACACCACAAUUGGUCUACAAACGGUUUCUUCUGAUCUACAAACUCAGCUAUGCAUUUGGUGUUCUGGGUUACUUGGUGAUCAUGUUUACAAUGUGUGGAUUCAAUCUGUUUUUCAAAAUCAUAGCUAGAGAUUCCAUGGAUUUUGGCAUUGUGUCUUUGUUCUAUGGCCUCUACUAUGGAGUAAUGGGGAGAGACUUUGCCGAGAUCUGCUCAGACUACAUGGCUUCCACCAUAGGGUUCUACAGUGUCAGCGAGAUGCCUACAAGGAGCUUAUCAGGCAACAUCUGUGCAGUCUGUGGGCAGAAGAUUAUUGUGGAGCUUGAUGAAGAAGGACUCAUUGAAAACGCCUACCAGCUUUCCUGUAAUCAUGUCUUUCAUGAGUUCUGCAUCCGAGGUUGGUGUAUCGUAGGGAAAAAGCAGACGUGCCCUUACUGCAAAGAGAAGGUUGAUUUGAAGAGGAUGAUCAGUAAUCCCUGGGAGCGCACACAUUUUCUGUAUGGACAAAUCCUGGAUUGGCUUCGUUACUUGGUAGCCUGGCAACCUGUGGUGAUAGGAAUAGUUCAAGGCGUUAACUAUUCACUAGGGCUGGAAUAGUAAAGCAGACUUAUCCCAGAGGCAAUCAUGGUUGAAAUCCCUGGUCCUACAUUUAAUACAAUUUUUUUUUUAUUUUAGAGAUGAUCCCAAGUGUUUAGAAAACUAAGUAAGUUUUGUUGUCAUACUUAAAGCAAUUUGCCUAUGUGGAAAGAAUUUAAAGAGAAACUGAACCAUGGAAUAAACAAAUAAAGCAUAUUUUUUCAUCUUU
This is a messenger RNA of Sapajus apella (tufted capuchin), 1598 nucleotides long. It is a transcript of the gene RNF175, whose product is annotated as ring finger protein 175. Gene Ontology annotation, cellular component: endoplasmic reticulum membrane; Golgi membrane. Gene Ontology annotation, molecular function: metal ion binding; ubiquitin protein ligase activity. The record is from RefSeq and is a predicted model, not a curated record. NCBI's taxonomy places the organism in Eukaryota, Metazoa, Chordata, Mammalia, Primates, Cebidae.